Messenger RNA from Condylura cristata (star-nosed mole), 1286 nucleotides. RefSeq names its product cyclin-dependent kinase 4 (gene CDK4). The transcript is spliced from 7 exons. NCBI's taxonomy places the organism in Eukaryota, Metazoa, Chordata, Mammalia, Eulipotyphla, Talpidae. Bases 37 to 945 code for a protein of 302 amino acids. Gene Ontology annotation, cellular component: cyclin-dependent protein kinase holoenzyme complex; nucleus; cytoplasm. The record is from RefSeq and is a predicted model, not a curated record. Gene Ontology annotation, biological process: signal transduction; G1/S transition of mitotic cell cycle; regulation of G2/M transition of mitotic cell cycle. Gene Ontology annotation, molecular function: cyclin-dependent protein serine/threonine kinase activity; ATP binding; cyclin binding.
CGGAGAGCCGCUCUGUUCCAGGCCCCCCGACGGAGAAUGGCCACCUCCCGCUACGAGCCGGUGGCCGAGAUUGGUGUCGGUGCCUACGGGACAGUGUACAAGGCCCGCGAUCCUCACAGUGGCCACUUCGUGGCCCUCAAGAGCGUGAGAGUCCCCAACGGGGACGGUGGCGGAGGGGGCCUUCCCAUCAGCACCGUGCGGGAGGUUGCGCUGCUGAGGCGGCUGGAGGCCUUUGAGCACCCUAACGUUGUCCGGCUGAUGGACGUCUGUGCCACCGCCCGGACCGACCGAGAGACCAAAGUGACCUUGGUGUUUGAACAUGUGGACCAGGACCUGAGGACGUAUCUGGACAAGGCUCCCCCGCCCGGCUUGCCCGUGGAGACCAUUAAGGAUCUGAUGUGCCAGUUCCUAAGAGGCCUCGAUUUCCUUCACGCCAACUGCAUCGUUCACCGGGACCUGAAGCCAGAGAACAUUCUGGUGACAAGCAGUGGGACAGUGAAGCUGGCUGACUUUGGCCUAGCAAGAAUCUACAGCUACCAGAUGGCACUUACGCCAGUGGUCGUCACACUCUGGUACCGGGCGCCCGAGGUCCUCCUGCAGUCUACAUACGCGACACCUGUGGACAUGUGGAGCGUUGGCUGUAUCUUUGCAGAGAUGUUUCGCCGAAAGCCUCUCUUCUGUGGAAACUCUGAAGCUGACCAGUUGGGCAGGAUCUUUGACCUGAUUGGGCUGCCGCCAGACGAAGACUGGCCCCGAGACGUGUCUCUUCCCCGAGGAGCCUUCCCCCCCCGGGGGCCCCGCCCUGUACAGUCCGAGGUGCCUGAGCUGGAGGAGGCCGGAGCGCAGCUGCUGCUGGAGAUGCUGACUUUCAACCCCCACAAGCGGAUCUCUGCCUUCCGGGCCCUGCAGCACUGUUACCUACGGAAAGAAGGUGACCCGGAGUGAGCAGGGGCGUGGCCGCGCUGGACCCGGGAAGCCGUCCUCCUAGUGAACACCGGGUGGAGACCCCGAGGCAUCUCCGCUCUGACCUCUCAGGCUGUGGAGACUGACCCCAAGUUUUCCCAGAGAAUACUCUGCUGCCUUAAUGACAUUCCCCUCCCAUCCUCCUGGGGUCACGCGUCUCCCUGUUUCCUCACCCCAAGGGGUGUGCUCCUUGUCCCCCCCUUCUGCACCUUGAUAUUGGGCUCCUUUUUUUAUACAGGAAAAACAACAAAAAUAAGGUCAAUUUUUUAAAAAAUGGUUCCUCUGAUUGAUCUUGCCACUGGGAUUCGGAAAAGCCCUUUACG